Molecule: messenger RNA, 5917 nt
Organism: Xyrichtys novacula (pearly razorfish)
Lineage: Eukaryota; Metazoa; Chordata; Actinopteri; Labriformes; Labridae
Source: the annotation of a GenBank genome assembly
GGGGGCGCGUGGCGCCUCUCACUCUCACGGCAGGACGACCGAAGGGCAUCAAAGCAAGGUGAGUCCCUGUCCCUCACCCGGCACAGCUCAGGCAGGGCAGCUAUCAGAGUCAGGUACCCACACACAAAAAUAACCCCCAACACAGGAGCCCAAAGGCCACCACUGAACCCGGUGGGAGAGAUAAACAGAGGCGGAGAAAAUGGCCAGAAAUAAGAUGAACAGAUAGAAGGGGUGGAGGACAGAAGUCUGACGCCUCUGGCAUUUCGGCCCCUCUUCUUUUUCGUGCCGUGAUUAUAAAUAGACUCUGGUGCUUUCUGACCGGAAACCUUUCAUUCAGGAUCAUUCUAGUCGCAGAGCUAUUACGGUGCUUUUAACCCGCUACAAGAGACGCUGCUGCUGCUGCUGCUGCUGCUGCUGCACAGGCCGGUUUACAUACUGAUUACUUGCACUUUGUAGCACAAAAGUAGGGCGUGAUUAAAGCUCUGCAGCUCCGGCGUUCUCAGAGUGAAAUCAGAAAAUCUCAGUCAAUAUUUCACUUUAGUCACCUUUCUGUGAAUUCUUCAAUCUAAAAAUUAUUGUGUAUCAGACCUGAACUUUUAACCAGCUUACCUCUCAGACCAUUAAGUCCCAGCCAUCUUCUUGUUUUGGUAAUGUCUGCUCUGAAGGUCUUAUUUCAACCAAUUUGCGGUCUUUUUUUUUCUCCCAGACAAGAUGACUCACCAUUGCACCAAGUUCUCCGGCCACUGGAAGGUGAGUCUGCAGACAGAAACACAGAUACAUCAUCUCACUGGAAGACCUUUAAAACUAAAAGUUUAUUAUCUCUGAGACGUGAUCAGCUGUCUCGACAGAAAUGACUCUGACAUUUUCAUAAAACUUGAGAGGAGCACAAUUUAUGAGCAACUUUUUAGGGCAGAGCUGCCAUCGUUGUUCAGGCAGAGAUGUGAGAACUGUAAAUGUAACUGUGACUUUUUCUACCACUUUGUUGCAUUUAACAAUCUCUGCUUUUCCGAUUAAACAUCUUAAAUUACCCUCUGAGUUGAUUUCUUUUCUUCUUUGGUACAUUUUUGCCGCUUUCACAUGCCGUUAUUUCGUCCACAGAUCAUUGUCUUCGAUGAGGAGUGCUUCCAGGGCCGCCGCCAUGAGUUUACCUCUGAGUGCAACAACGUGAUGGAGUUUGGCUUCGAGACCGUGCGCUCUCUUAAGGUGGAGAGCGGAGCGUGAGUACACAGACAAGACACGCACAAAUAGUUUUUUUUCACGAGCAGAAAAAUCACAAAAGCCUAAGAGAAAAUGAACAGAAAUGCUUAUGAGUUUCUAUUUUCCAAAUCAGACCUGUAGAAUUUCCUCUCCUGUGUUUAUGACUUUCAUAACAGGUGAAAAAUGUUAUUCUUAACCUCAUUUUUCUACGUUUGUUUUUAUAUUUUCUCCCCUGAAAGCAGGUUUUUAAAAUAGGGCUAAUUUCCUCCCUGUGCUGCAGAUUUGGCUGCUGUUGAGUCUGUCACAGUAAAAAGAAAUACUCCUACUAAUGUCAGAUCAACUGCAAACCUGCAAUAAGGCUCACUACCUUUAGGAGAGUGUUUAAGAAUAACUCAUUUAGAAGAAAACAGGACUGGUUUUCUGUUUGAAAGAGGGACUUGUUGGGAACAUAAGAACAAAAAUGUGUAUUUUCUGGCUAAAUAAUGUUAAAAAAAAAUAAUACCUUCACUAACUACAGUGCUGAAUUAGUUUUUUACUUACGAAAAUAAAAGUGGUAAUACAAUCAAUAUGAUACUUAUGAUAAUGUGGUGCUAAUGUGCCAAAAGAUUAAGUAUCUCCUUGUUUAAAAAAACUUUAUUGAAGUACAUUUUAGAAAAAUGCUCCAUGACUUUCAUUUCAACAACCGUCAUCUUAAACAACAGAUUAGAACAUAAAGACAUUAUUCUGACUUUACCCUCUUAAUUGAUUGCUUUACUAAGACUUUAUUUUCAUGAGUAAUGAUUUUACUACGGCUUUAUUCUCGUUAUUACUUUACUUUAACUUUACCCUUGUAAGUAAUUACUUUACUUUGACUUAAUUCUCGUAAGUAAUGACUCUAUUACGACUUUAUUCUCAUAAUUGCUUUGAUUCAACUUUAUUCUCCUAAGUAAUGAUUUUAUUAUGACAUUAGUCUCAUAAGUAAUUACUUUACUUCGGCUCAAUUCUCAUAAGUAAUUACUUUACUAUGACUUCAUUCUGGUACGUGAUGAUUUUACUUCGACUUUACUCUCAUAAGUAAUUACUUCACUCUGACUUUUUUUUCGUAAGUAAUGGUUUCAUCACGAUUUUAUUCUCGUAAAUUUAUUACUUUAAUCUCGAAGUCUUUUUUAAAAUUUUUUUUUUAAUUUAUUUUUUCUUAAUGUGGCCCUAAUACUCGUAACUAAGAAAGACUAACAAUGUGGAAAAAUUACCACCAAAAUUACACUUCCUGACAACUUUUUCAACAAUAUUAGCAUGAAAUCUGAAGGUAAGCUAACUGCUGAACAAAACAACUGCGAUGGAGAAAAGUGGUUUCAGGUUUAAUGAUACAGCAACAAAAAUAAAUAAAAAAAUCACAGAAAAAAAUAUAGAUACAUUAAAAUUAAUGGAAAACAAGGAGUUACUCACUAACCAGUUAAUACUCACUUCUCCGAUCCAAACUGGUCUCAAAACUAACGGUCAAAAGAGCGAAAAAACUCCUGACCAAUCAGCGACCGUCUCCCGUCUCCAGAGGCAGGCCUUGAGGGGCUACAUGUCUUGUCUGUCUCUUUGAUUGAUAGCUGUUAAACCAAUCACAUCCAAGAACAAAGCAUAUCACUGAAGUUAUCGGUUUUUUCGUUUGGAAUAAAAAUGACGGCAAUGGCAGGCUUUACCCACAUCUAACACUGUGUACAUUUUUUACAUUUAGAAACAACCAUCUAAAGGAAAUUUCUGUUAAAUUUAGCAUCUAUCUACCAGAACUCUAUUUCUCAGUUUCACAGUUGAAACCAAAAACAGAAAAGGUUGUAACGAUAAGGCUGACUAAACCCAUUUUUCGCCUGUUCAUGAGUCAUAAACACAGGAAAUUAGAUUAUUUUUAUAUUGGGAAAAAUCUGAUCACUAGAUGUUUUUAAGGGCAGGAACAUUCCAGAGUCUGCACAUUAAAUCUGUGCCACACACUCGUGAUUAUGUUGCAGUUUGUGUGGAGAGCAGUGACACUUUUUUCUGUUUGUCUCCCUCUUAGUUUUGUCAAAAAUGUGCAUUUCAAGCAAACUGUGAUUUAUAAUGAGUUAUCCUUAAUUCAAGAUUACCUGUGAAGUGACCUAACAUGUUUGGCCGCCUCUGGUGGGUCCCAUAGACUGUAUAUAGAAUAGUAUUAGUAUAAUAUAUAGUAUAUACAGUCUACAGUGGGUCUCUACCUUCAGGGUCUCCAAACUGAAGCAGCCAAAAACUUCCAGCUAUCGAAGAUUGAUAAAGUCCUCCAGAGAGAGGGAACGUUUUAUUUAUCAAUCCAUAGAGACAUACAUAUAACAUAGUACAAUUGACUGAUUUCCAUUAAGCAAAGUUUGUGUUCAGAUGUUUUAAUGUAUUUUCUUACAUUAAAGACUACAGAGUGCACCUCUGUAGUUCUACAGAUCCACCACAGCAGCUUCAAAUGGAGAUUACAAAAAUGUAAAAAUCACUCAAAACUCACUGAAAACUACUCUACCUGGAAGAGAGUGACCAAAUUCUGUUUAUCUCAGCAGCAAACAUGCACUAACACUAGAUUUUCUGCAACCAUGUCACUACUAUCCUUAAUAUUUCUAUUGUUUUAUACUGUACCCAGAUUAACGUUAAUAUUAUUUUUCUUUUAACUGACCAUUUUCAUCUUUUAUUCAAACAAAAACUCUUCUAGAGACAUGUGUUGCAAAUGAACAUCCUCUAAAAAAAACUUUGAUAUAUGCACUGGAUAACUGCACCCAGUUUUUGUAUGUGUAUUAUAUCUGUCUCUAAGAAAUCAACCACAAACAUUUGAAACAUGACCCCUGACGAUUAAAAACAAGCUGUUUGGCUACAACUAGUUUCCAACUCCCGACUCAAGUUAGACUUUGAGUUACUAUAUAUUAAAAUGAUGUGUGUGUAUAUAUAUAUAUAUAUAUAUAUAUAUAUAUAUAUAUAUAUAUAUAUAUAUAUAUAUAUAUAUAUAUUUCUGAAAAUAUCUUUUCAGAAAAUCUUUACCGAUUAGUCUCAAACGGGCUAAAAUUGGCCCUACUACUGAUAAUUUCACAGAUAAUUAAUAAUUUUCAUUAUUUAUCCUGAUUAGAAUUCUGAAAGACUGAACAGUUGUAUAGUUUUACUUGAAAGUUGAAUUGAAGCUGAUUACUACUGCAGCUCUUCUAUUGGAGGAGACAUGUAAUGUGAGACCUGCAGGUUUUUCUUGGGUAAUUAGUGCAGCUGUGGGUAUUUGAGAUUUCGUCAUUAUUUUUGUAAAAAGUAUUGUUUUGUUAUGCAAAGUAAACCCCCAAUUAAAUUCAAGAAAGAAAAGAUGGACGACUAUGAUGUUUUAUUAUGGAAAUACGCGUCAACUACAUGCUCUGGUUCGUCACCUCGGAGGGUCUUCAAUCAUUAGCUGAUUGAAGCUGCAUUCAUAUAUAGGAUACACACAAUAACACUGCUUUUAAACAAAUGAACGAAAUAUGACAACAGGCUAAUUAUUCCAUCAAACUCUGUUACAUUUACAUUUGGUAUUUGAUAAUGAUCAUUUUUACUGCUGUAUCAUCCUCUUCAAUCUGAGGUCAGUAAGUGUUUUAAUACAAAAAGAAGAUAAAGAAAGAAGAGCUAUGGAUAUGUUAAUGUCCUCUGUGGUUUGUUCACAGCUGGGUGGGUUACGAGCAUGCCUCCUUCCUGGGGCAGCAGUUCGUCCUGGAGAGGGGAGAGUACCCCCAGAGCGAUGCUUUUGGGGGCAGCAACUCUUAUCACAUUGAGAGACUGACCUCCUUCAGACCUAUCGCCUGUGCUGUGAGUUGACCUCGCUUUAAGUCUUUCCUGAAUCGUUUCUGUCAUUGUUUCGCUCUGGAUGUCUGGACAAACUGCUCAAAAACAUACACGGAGUGUGUUUGUGUUUGUUUACCCCCCCCCUGCAGAACCACAGAGAGUGUCGUAUGACUAUCUUUGAGCGUGAGAACUUCCUGGGCCGUAAGGGUGAGCUCAGCGAUGAUUAUCCCUCCCUCCAGGCCAUGGGCUGGUGCAACAACGAAGUGGGCUCUCUCAAGAUCCAGUCUGGAGCGUGAGUUUCCACAUUUUCUAGUUUUCAAUUUUCUCAAGCGGCUCAGAAAUAAGCCUGGUUAGAGUUUCACAAUCUUUUGCAACAUCUAAUCACUACUUCCUCGUCCCUCUCUGUGAUUUCCCAACAGAUUUGUGUGCUACCAGUACCCUGGUUACCGUGGAUACCAGUAUAUCAUGGAGUGUGAUCGUCACUGUGGGGAGUUUAAACACUUCAAGGAGUUUGGUUCUCAUUGCCAGACCCCUCAGAUCCAGUCCAUCCGCCGUAUUCAGCAGUAACAACUCCUCCCCGAACACUCUUUUUCCCAUGUGACCCUUCACCUUUGACCCCUGCUGCUUCCCAGUGCUGAAUAAACUGUCUUUCUUUUAAACCUUACUGACUUCCACUAAUGUAUCUACUUCACUUCAAGAUACACGGUACACACUUCUACUGAUGUUUUUCUGAAUAAAAAUGACUUCUACAAAGUACACUUGAUGGUACUUCACAAUCUGCCUGGUGUCAAUAUGUGAGCAAAAAAGGUUGAACUCAAAUCAAACUGAAUCAGUAAGCAUAGUGAUAGCUGGUAGAAACAGCCGAGAUGACAAGCGACUGUGGCUCUCUGAAAUAAUGCUUUUUUUCUCUCUCUCUCUUUUUAGUAAAGAGCUGAAACUAAAUAAAUCGGACUUAAUUUUUAUAUUCUGA